Mangifera indica (mango) is the source of this 1032-nucleotide messenger RNA. RefSeq names its product probable carboxylesterase SOBER1-like. Lineage: Eukaryota; Viridiplantae; Streptophyta; Magnoliopsida; Sapindales; Anacardiaceae. Gene Ontology annotation, cellular component: cytoplasm. Gene Ontology annotation, biological process: protein depalmitoylation. Gene Ontology annotation, molecular function: palmitoyl-(protein) hydrolase activity; carboxylic ester hydrolase activity. The coding region runs from base 36 to 803 and encodes 255 amino acids. The transcript has 6 exons. The record is from RefSeq and is a predicted model, not a curated record.
UAAAAAAAAAAUAAAGACCAGAAAUACGGCAACUUAUGAUAUUAACAAAACCGAUCGUUCUUCUUACAGUGACGCUCAAUAGCACCAUUAUUUUCAUCCUAUUUUUCCGACCAAACCCACUUCCCCCCAAGCAAGACACCAUGGCUCGAAGCUUUGUUCUGUGGCUUCAUGGUUUGGGUGACUCUGGCCCGGCCAAUGAACCCAUUAAGACACUCUUCACUUCGCCUGAGUUUAGAUUCACCAAAUGGUCUUUCCCUUCUGCUCCUAAUAACCCUGUCACUUGCAACUAUGGCUCUGUGAUGCCUUCGUGGUUUGACAUUCAUGAGAUUCCUGUUACUGCUAAUUCUCCAAAAGAUGAAGCUGGUGUGCUCAAAGCGGUUCAGAAUGUGCAUGCAAUGAUAGACAAGGAAAUAGCUGCUGGGACAGAUCCAAAAAAUGUGUUCGUGUGUGGAUUUAGUCAAGGAGGUGCCUUGACUUUGGCUAGUAUUCUUUUGUACCCAAAAACACUAGGAGGAGGAGCAGUUUUUAGCGGAUGGAUUCCUUUCAAUUCUUCUUUGAUUGAAAAAUUUAGUGUUGACGCAAGAAAGGUCCGAAAUCUAUUACAGACUCCAAUUCUGUGGUCUCAUGGAAUGGCUGACCGAACGGUAUUGUUUGAGGCUGGACAAGCAGGUCCACCAUUCCUUGAGCAAGCUGGCGUAAGCUGUGAGUUUAAGGCUUAUCCUGGUCUUGGCCACUCCAUAAGUAAUGAGGAGCUACGGAAUCUCGAAUCAUGGAUCAAGAGUCGUCUGAGUAGCUCUUCCUAAAAAGUUUGAGUAGUGUUAAAAUGCAAAGGCACUACUUCUCGUGAUUUUUAUUGUUGCCAAUGUACUGGAGAAACAGAAGUUGGUAAGAUAAUUAUGCAUAUUGUGGUUAUAAUGUCUUCAUGAUUUGAUUGUAUCGCUUUUAGUUCAGUGAGGUAAUGUGGAAUUGUUUCAACUUAUCGGAGCAAUUAUUGGAAGAGCUAUGUUAUGUACACAUAGUUUUGACUAUUGA